Messenger RNA from Mus musculus (house mouse), 2923 nucleotides. It is a transcript of the gene Or51e1, whose product is annotated as olfactory receptor family 51 subfamily E member 1. Gene Ontology annotation, molecular function: olfactory receptor activity; signaling receptor activity; G protein-coupled receptor activity. Gene Ontology annotation, cellular component: plasma membrane; membrane. Lineage: Eukaryota; Metazoa; Chordata; Mammalia; Rodentia; Muridae. The transcript is spliced from 2 exons. The record is from RefSeq and is marked provisional. The coding region runs from base 130 to 1083 and encodes 317 amino acids. Gene Ontology annotation, biological process: G protein-coupled receptor signaling pathway; detection of chemical stimulus involved in sensory perception of smell; signal transduction.
GGCUUUUUGCAGCCUGCCAGACCUCCCUCAGGAAGGAGGAAAAGGCACUGGGGGAAAAGACACACAGGCUCUUUCAGGACAGCUGAGCUUCAGUCUUCCUGGUACUGGCUACAUCCUGAUUCCUUCAGUAUGGUGGGCUUCAAUAGCAAUGAAUCCAGUGCCACAUAUUUCAUCUUAAUAGGCCUUCCAGGAUUGGAAGAGGUUCAGUUUUGGCUGGCUUUCCCUUUGUGUUCCCUCUACCUUAUUGCUGUGCUAGGUAACUUGACAAUCAUCUACAUUGUGAGGACAGAGCACAGCCUGCAUGAGCCCAUGUAUAUCUUUCUUUGCAUGCUUUCUGGCCUAGACAUCCUCAUUUCCACCUCAUCCAUGCCAAAAAUGAUGGCCAUCUUUUGGUUCAAUUCCACUACCAUCCAGUUUGAUGCUUGUCUGGUACAGAUGUUUGCCAUCCAUUCCUUGUCUGGCAUGGAGUCCACAGUGCUGCUGGCCAUGGCCUUUGACCGCUAUGUGGCCAUUUGCCAUCCUCUACGGCAUGCCACUGUGCUGACAUUGCCUCGUGUUGCCAAGAUUGGCAUGGCUGCUGUGGUCAGGGGUGCAGUACUAAUGGCACCCUUACCUGUCUUCAUCAAAAGGUUGCCUUUCUGUCGUUCCAACAUCCUUUCUCAUUCCUACUGCCUACACCAAGAUGUCAUGAAGCUGGCCUGUGCUGACAUCCGUGUCAAUAUCAUUUAUGGACUCAUUGUCAUCAUCUCAGCCAUUGGUUUGGACUCACUUCUCAUUUCCUUCUCAUAUUUGCUCAUCCUCAAGACUGUGUUGGGCUUGACACGUGAAGCCCAGGCAAAAGCGUUUGGCACUUGUGUUUCACAUGUGUGUGCUGUUUUCAUCUUCUAUGUGCCUUUCAUUGGAUUGUCGAUGGUGCACCGUUUCAGCAAGAGGCGUGACUCUCUCCUGCCUGUCAUUAUGGCUAACAUCUAUCUGCUAGUUCCUCCUGUGCUCAACCCCAUUGUCUAUGGAGUAAAGACAAAGGAGAUCCGGCAGCGCAUUCUUCGUCUUUUCCUCGUGACCACACACACUUCAGAUCACUAGGAAAUCAUGAUGAAACCUUCCUCCAUUCAAAGUUCUGUAACUCACACUUUAGUAUGAUAUCUUGGAAGACAGUAUUAAGAAAAUAAAUCUUAAUAAAAAUAUAGCUCAGAUCUUUCAAGGAUGAAACUUGCUGUGGAAAUUCUACGUGGAAUGGAAGAACACCUGCAAUCUCCAUUUUCUAAUAUUACAUUCAUUCUUUUGUUUUUUUCUCUAGAUAAUUAUUAAGAUCAAGACUUGUGUUUUGAAAGUUAUUUCUCACAAUUUUAUCACUACUUCCAAAUUUCAAUUCAUUUCACUGAUGAUCGUUCACAGCAUUUGGAGAUGGAGCAACACAUCCAAAAUGUUCAUCAAAGGCAUAACAAAAGAAAAAUAAACACAAAACUAUAAUAAAAUGAUAUUAUCUAAUUUAAAACCUCAUUUCCUCAUCAGAAUUCACAAUGACUUUGGAUUUCUGAGAAGUUAGAAUUGGAUUCCUUAUUCAAAACAAUCUCCAAAGAAAUAUUGGUUUUCUUCUGGGUCCCAGGUUGGAACAAAUACACUUGCCUACAUUGUGAGAUGACACACAUUGUUAUGACGGUUGUCAUAGCCAUGAAGACACUUUUACUUAUUUAAGUUUAUCAACUUUUUAUUGGUAUCCUGAUUGCACCAAUGUGGAAAUUGAUAUUUCAUGGGAAAUCAGUGAAUUAUAUUCGACUACAGAAGCUUAAAAAUAGGAGAAAAAAAAAGAGGAUUUUUCAUGUUGAAUCCUAUGCUAUGUAGAAUUGUUAGACAGACUGGCAGAAUGCUGAGUUGUGAAUUUCCAGAAUCUUACACUGUUUUUGAAGAAGGCAUUUGGUCAUUUAUUUCCACCUACCUAAUGCUGUUUUGAGUAAUUUUCUAUCAGUAGAACUCAUGGCUUUAAUCAUUCAAUAAACAUUGCUCCUGCCUAGCUUAAUCAUUACAGUGUCUGCACAAUGGAAACUGGAGUGUUCCCAAGUAGGUUUAUUUGAGAAACAGUGUGGUUUCUGUGGAAAAGCUGCAGAUUCCGUGGGUAUCUGAGGUGUGACUUAGGAGAAGCAUUUGAGAAUAUCCAGGAGCUUGUUGUAUAAAGAGAGGGCUAGUCACCAGAGUAGAGAGUCAAAAGGAAGAGACAAGAGACUGAGUAGGCUAAAUGAGACUGACCAGGAAGUAAGACUAGGGAAAAGGUGGGUCCAUACAAAAUGAGGAGCACACACACAAGCAAGAACCACAGAUACCCAGAGCCUUAAGCUAUGCUGCAAUGAGGGAAAUAAUGACUGCAUUCCUGCCUGAUGUACUUACCAUGAAUAUAGCUGAGAGUCCUACCUAGGAAUCCUAUUAUCUAGCCACGGCAUUUACAGGAGUGGGCGGGGCAUUGUAGGAGCAUAGUAGAAGUAGAUUGUUCGGGGAUUGGAAUUAUCAUCCACUGAAAAGUCAUAUUCAGAUCCAGGGUGUGGCUGGUGAGUAUGAGAGGCAGGCAGCAAAGAGGGGGCAGGGUUGAAUUUCUUGUACAUGGCCGGCACAGAGACCCACUUGCAUAUUCAACUUCUUGGACUAUACUCCAGAAUAUAAGAACUGUGUGUAUGAUAAAAUUGACUAGGCCAAGGUGAGGGUGGCCAAAGGAAAUAGUAUGAAAUGUACUCAAUGCAAGAUUGGGUCACUUUGAACUGAGGAGAGGAGGGUGGAUAGUCAUUCAUUGCCCAGGAGUGCUCUGACAUCGCAGUUGAGAGAAAGACAUGCUCUUAUUUGCAAAGUGAAAUGUGAUCACUGUAAUCAAAAAUCACAGAUAUUCUGAAAAUGUAAAAGAAGUUAAAACAUAAUAAAGAUCUUUAUUCUGUUAAUC